AUGGCAAAUGCGCGUCCGGAGCCCAACUUCCCGAUCGAGCGGUCAGGAGCAGUGGGAGGGAAAGGGAGCUACCCCAUCCGGUUCAAACUGAACGCGGCGGCCUACACACGGGAGAUCUGCCCGUGCGACGGUCAACCGGUGGGAAACAACGGCGCGGCGAAAGUUCUCCAGGUGCCUCGGAAGCGUAUCAUCGAGUGGCUGAAGCAGGAGGAGCAGCUGAGGGAGAAGGUCAGCGCUAACCCCAAGCUCUCGAAGGCCAAGCAGGUUCACAGCGGAGGGAAAGCUUCGACAGUCGACGCCGAACAAGUCCUUGUGGACUACAUCAACGAGCAGCGCAAGCAGCACCGCGGUUGUGGUAAUCGGGAGGUGAUGAACAAGCUGCUCGAGCUGAAGCCUGACGCCCUUGGCGGGAUGCCGGCGAACGCGAAACCGGAGGAGGCGCUGGCUUUCAAGGUCAAUUUCAACCCCUGGUACCAACGGUUCCGCAAGCGGAAUGGGUUCAGCAUCCGCCGGCGUACCAGCGUGGGCCAGAAACUGCCGAAGGGGUACGAGGGUAUGGCGUGGGCAACGGUGAUGAAGCUGCGCGAGGCUCUCGUAAAGCGCGCCGGUGAGAUCUACGCUCGGCGCCACCCGCCGGCACCUGACGAGAGCCCCAUCAAAGGGGAAGAUCUGACUUCCGAGCAGCUGGCGUCUGUGAAGGCGGAGGUUUUCGAGGAACUCGGCAACAUGGACCAGACGCCAGUCCAGCACGAGAUGCCGGUGGAGACCACUCUGGAAAAGACCGGUGCGAAGGAUGCUCGCAUCAGCACAGGAGGUUUCGCCGCGCAUCAUCUUCAAGGGCACGCCGUUCAUCUCCCAGACCGUGAGCGGCAAGGGCAUGAGCACCCUGCCGCGGAAGGACUCCGUCGCGUGGGAGAUCCAUCCUGCAAACCGCGCCAAGCACGGCCACNUUUCAACCCCUGGUACCAACGGUUCCGCAAGCGGAAUGGGUUCAGCAUCCGCCGGCGUACCAGCGUGGGCCAGAAACUGCCGAAGGGGUACGAGGGUAUGGCGUGGGCAACGGUGAUGAAGCUGCGCGAGGCUCUCGUAAAGCGCGCCGGUGAGAUCUACGCUCGGCGCCACCCGCCGGCACCUGACGAGAGCCCCAUCAAAGGGGAAGAUCUGACUUCCGAGCAGCUGGCGUCUGUGAAGGCGGAGGUUUUCGAGGAACUCGGCAACAUGGACCAGACGCCAGUCCAGCACGAGAUGCCGGUGGAGACCACUCUGGAAAAGACCGGUGCGAAGGAUGCUCGCAUCAGCACAGGAGGCGGGUUGACGCCCUUGCUCUUACCGCUCGACCGCAUGCUCAACAAGCAGAUGAGGCGGCUGCUGCGGGGCAAGUACACCGCCUACAGCGCGUCGGCGGUCGCAGACGCCCGGUCGGGGAAGCUGAAGCCACCGGAGCGUGGGGUCGUCUCUACGUAGUGCAAGGAAGCGUGGGAGUCCACCACCCCCGACACGGUGAAGACUUGCUUCAAGAUCUGCGGUUGUUGGCAGCUCGUAGUGGUAGUGUGGUGUGAUUUUUUACUUCGUUUUUGGUUUCAUCUGCGUUUAGAAUUGUUGAGUGGAUGCCGUUUGCCGAUUUGCUGAUGUUGAUUCUUCAGAACGAAAAGAAGAGAACGAAGAGUACAAAUACCACAUUUUUGAACAUCAUCGUGGUGCCAAGGGCAGCAGUAGCAGUGGAGCACGCGAUUCAAACUUCCACAGCAGUAUCCGAGAUUUCCAGCACAAGAUGCUGGUGAAAGGGUAUCACUUCCCGCCAAACCUCACCGCACAUAUCGGCGUCUCCACACAGUGUGCGGAGACGACGAUACCUGUGCGAUAAUCUAGCAAAUCAUUCGGAACCCGCUUUUUUUCCGUACACCCUGUGCCAAGACC
This is a messenger RNA of Ectocarpus sp. CCAP 1310/34, 1917 nucleotides long. Lineage: Eukaryota; Phaeophyceae; Ectocarpales; Ectocarpaceae. The record is from the annotation of a GenBank genome assembly.